AUGGUUCCUGGUGGAUACAAAAGUCUCACAUAUACGAACCGCAUUCAGCCACUCAAGCAGAUGUGUUUGUUCGAAUUUAACGGCGGUAUAUGUAAUGACCGAACCUGUUUGAACCAACAUUUUAGAGAACUUGAAGUAUCCGAUGCCGAUAUUCUUGUCGAAUUGGCCUCCGCAAAAGAGGGCAAGACAGAAAUCGAACAGGCACUUUAUAACCAAGGCCUUAGGGAGGAGAUAGAGAAACUAAAGGCUCAGGGGAUCAAAGACUUCAUGACAGUGAUCGCCGGGAUUGUGGCGUAUCGCAGAAAGUUCUUGGGAGACGAGUCCAGAGUCCUUAAAUUACCCUGA
Tuber melanosporum (Perigord truffle) is the source of this 345-nucleotide messenger RNA. RefSeq lists its product as uncharacterized. The record is from RefSeq and is a predicted model, not a curated record. The transcript is spliced from 2 exons. NCBI's taxonomy places the organism in Eukaryota, Fungi, Ascomycota, Pezizomycetes, Pezizales, Tuberaceae. Bases 1 to 345 code for a protein of 114 amino acids.